AUGCGUUUCGCCAAUUCGAUUGCCGUCCUCCUCCCAACCGCCAUCCUCGCUGCACCCUCUUCUCUCUCGGCCCGCGCUGGCGAUGAGCAGUGUGCGCCGACGUCCUACACCCUCUCCAACUACACCCUCAGUACCUCUGGCUCCUAUGCUUUCGUCGACUUCAACUUCAAGUCCACGUUUACCGACAACUCCAUCAUCAAUGACGCGGUCAUUGACGGUGCUAACUGCAAAGCCGAUGGCCCGACCAUCCCAAACAACAACGAGUGCCGUGUAGAGGGCCGUAAGCUGCUCUUCGACCUCAGGGGUCCUCAGGAGCAGGCGUUUUAUCAGAUUACCCAUACUUGGGUUUGCAAUGACGCUACUUGGAUGUCCGGCAAUUCAGUCAAGGUUGAGCCUCUCAACUGCGUCGAUAAUGCUGGCACUCGUAUCUGCAGCGGUGGUCCCCUGUCGAUUGUUCCGCAGAACGUGCGCAAGAUCUGCGGCAGUCCUCGCUGCUAG
This is a messenger RNA of Cucurbitaria berberidis CBS 394.84, 498 nucleotides long. RefSeq lists its product as uncharacterized. NCBI's taxonomy places the organism in Eukaryota, Fungi, Ascomycota, Dothideomycetes, Pleosporales, Cucurbitariaceae. Bases 1 to 498 code for a protein of 165 amino acids. The transcript has 2 exons. The record is from RefSeq and is a predicted model, not a curated record.